Desarmillaria tabescens is the source of this 1521-nucleotide messenger RNA. Its product is annotated as glycoside hydrolase superfamily. NCBI's taxonomy places the organism in Eukaryota, Fungi, Basidiomycota, Agaricomycetes, Agaricales, Physalacriaceae. Bases 1 to 1521 code for a protein of 506 amino acids. Gene Ontology annotation, biological process: carbohydrate metabolic process. The record is from RefSeq and is a predicted model, not a curated record. The transcript is spliced from 18 exons. Gene Ontology annotation, molecular function: beta-glucosidase activity.
AUGCUCAUCCAAGUGCUAUUGCUCGCUUUCGCCUUUCCCAAUACGCGGAACGGAAUUUCUAUCGCGCUCGCACAGUCUACUACUGUAGCAAGCUCUUCGGUAGCAUCCACUACUACCAUUAUAUCAAGCCCUACGACUGUCGUGAACGCGGCUAGCUUUCCUUCAGUCGGAUCGAUUCCUCGCGAUUACACACCGGAAGGACUGGAACAGCUAUGGGAUAUCAUCGGACCUGUCGAGCCACCUCCAUUCACCACUACCCGUGUUCCCACCGCAGCGGAUAUCUUGCCAGACUUGAAAUUCCCUAAAGGCUUCAGAUACGGAGUCGCCACGUCCGCGUACCAAAUUGAGGGGGCCGUGAAGAACGAGGGCAAGGGUCCGACAAUGUGGGACUGGGCUACCAGACAGCCAAGCGGUACAACUGAUAACACGACUGGUGAUGUCGUCGGUCUUCAUUAUUACUUGUACAAAGAAGACGUCGAGCGCAUUGCCGCUCUUGGUGUGACUGCGCAUUCCUUCUCGAUUUCAUGGGCGAGGAUCUACCCGUUUGGCGCUGCUGAUUCUCCUCUCAAUACACUUGGCAUUGAUCACUAUUCUGACGUUAUUGAUUACCACCACCUGGCCCAUAACGUGGAGCCUGUUGUAUCGUUGUUUCACUGGGAUACACCCGUCGCCCUUCAGGCUUACUAUGGGGGUUUUACCUCACCACAAAUUGUUGACGAUUUCAUAAAGCAUACGGCGACCGUGUUAAAACUUGGUUCACGUUCAAUGAACCGGGCAAUUUCUGUAGCCAGAUUUCAUCCUAUCCUUUCAGUGAAUAUUCUACCUAUCAAACCCUAUUUCGGCAAACUUACCUUGAGAGUAGAUGUUACCCUCGCUCCUGGUGUCAAUUCGUCCACCGCCCCUUAUCAAUGUGCAUAUAAUUUAUUAAAGGCCCAUGCAGGCGCCGUCAAGGCGUUCCGCGAAAUGAACAUGACAGGGGAGAUUGGCUUCAAAAAUUCCAAUUACAUAGGCACGCCAUGGAGAAGCAACUCUACUGAAGACGCGCUUGCAGUGAUUGGCCCGACACUUGUCAAAGAUACCCUCUCCGAGGAAUAUCUUCCACGCUUUACCGAUGAGGAAAAGAGCGACCUUCUUGGCUCCGCGGAUUUCUUUUCCAUUACUUCCUACCGCUCUCUAUGGAUAAAGGCACCAGACGAAGGACUUGACGCAUGCUAUAUUUCCGAGUUCGGCACCCUAGAACCAUUCGCCUACGCGAAUGCGGAUAUUUCACAAGUCAAGGAGGACGUGCCCCGAACGAACUGUCUCCUCACGUACCUUGGUGAGAUGUUACUAUCCAUCCAUGAAGACGGUGUUCCGAUAGAGGGUGCUUUCGCUUGGACAAUGAUUGACGAUACGGAAUGGGUAGGCGGGACAAUGGUCAGAUACGGUAUUCAGCACGUCGAUUACACGACACUUGAGCGGACCUACAAACGUUCGGCGCUGUCCUUGGUCGAAUUCUUUGGGUCACACCUUCAAGACUGA